AUGUUGACUGAUCUCAUGGACCCGCGCCAGUGGCAUGAAUUUGCACGAUUGCAAGGUCCCGAGCCCGUUAACGUCUUCGACCAAAGUUGCGCGGACGUCGCGCCAGACUGCUAUUUCUAUCCAGUCCUAUCAGCUACCGAAGUUGAAGAUGUCCCAUCGAUGGUGAGAAAGCAUGCGCUGGACGGAUGGUGGUUGGAGCAGCAGGAGACGGAGCAGCGAUCCUUGAACACAGAGCAGCGGAAGGAGACAGAGGCAUUGCAUAGCAAGCACGAACGAGAGCGGAACACAUUGACGACCAAGCAACGGAUACAGCGGAAGUUUGUGGAGAGGGCAGCACAUCGCGAGUCGCGACUGGCUCAGCUGGAUUCUACGAACAUGGUUCAGGAGCGAGAACUUCGCAAGAUGCAAGAAAUGGUACACCGCAUGGAAGAAGAUAACGCACUUUUGAGGAGCCGGCUCGAAGAGGCAACGACGCGCAUUGAGUCGCUAUGCGAACAGAACGAGUCACUCAGGACAGUGGUGGCACACGUGGAGGCGGCUAUACACUCCAAUCUCAAAGUGCGAGGCAGCAUGGGUGCUGCGAUCAGCGCGGAGCCUCUGAGUCCGCUGCUACAACCGAAUGGCUUGCCACCUACAUCGACAGAAGCCGCGGAGGAUUCAGACUGCAUCGAGGUGGACCCACGGAAUUGCAAAACCGGAAAACGUAACUUUCAGGAUUACGAAGAUGACACAACGACUCCCAACGCUGAUCGGCACCGGCGGAAGACUCGCCGUGGCUUGGGCAGAGAAGCGUAA
Messenger RNA from Saxophila tyrrhenica, 795 nucleotides. RefSeq lists its product as uncharacterized. NCBI's taxonomy places the organism in Eukaryota, Fungi, Ascomycota, Dothideomycetes, Mycosphaerellales, Extremaceae. The coding region runs from base 1 to 795 and encodes 264 amino acids. The transcript is spliced from 2 exons. The record is from RefSeq and is a predicted model, not a curated record.